CCGAGGGGAAGGGCCCGCCGCCCCGCCUCGCAAGAUGGCGGAGCGAGGCUGAGGAGAGGCCCGGGAGAGGCCCAGGGGAGGCCCAGGGGAGGCCCAGGGGAGGCCCAGGGGAGGCCCAGGGGAGGCCCAGGAGAGGCCGGGAACGCCGGGACCGACGGAACCACAUCAAGACCUGCCCGGAACCAAAAUGCAGUAUUCCCACCAUUGCGAGCAUCUUCUGGAGAGACUGAACAAACAACGAGAGGCAGGUUUCCUCUGUGACUGCACCGUAGUCAUCGGCGACUUCCAGUUUAAAGCUCACCGGAAUGUCCUUGCUUCUUUCAGUGAGUAUUUUGGUGCUAUCUACAGAGACACUUCUGAAAACGAUAUUUUUCUGGAUCAAAGUCAGGUGAAGGCCGACGGAUUUCAAAAACUGUUGGAGUUCAUUUACACGGGAAAUUUAAACCUCGACAGUUGGAAUGUUAAAGAGAUCCAUCAGGCUGCUGACUAUCUCAAAGUGGAGGAGGUGGUUACUAAAUGUAAAAUAAAGAUGGAAGACUUUGCUUUUAUUGCUAAUCCCUCUUCUACAGAGAUAUCUAGUAUUACUGGGAAUAUCGAGUUGAACCAACAGACUUGUCUCCUCACCCUUCGAGAUUAUAACAACCGGGAAAAAUCGGAAGCCGCUUCUCCGGCCGCCGUUCAGACGCACUCAAAAAAAGCGGCUUUAGAGAAGAAGGCCCCUCCCGCUAAAAAGAGGAAGAAGACUUUUAACGCCCAGAAAAGCACGCAGAGUAAAACGGUGCAGUACCCGAGUGAUAUCUUAGAUAAUCCGUCGGUUGAAAUGUUCCUAGAUGCGAAUAAAUCGGCUUCGCGAGAAGCCGACCGAGCUCCCCCGGGAGAUGAUCGUCCCGAUUUUCAGUUGGCCCCGGUGGUGGAAGACGACGCGUUUUCAACUCAAGAUAUCAUUGUGCAGACUAUCACGGUGAAACAGAAAAAGGGGAAAUCUCAGUCCGGCUGUACCUUGAAAGAACACUGCAUGUCUCACGUAGCCAGUGCCAAGAGUCCUUACGAGCUGGAGAGCCUAGGAGAAGAAGAUCAGCAGUACCCUAAGGCCAAGCCGGUGUGCAACACUUGCGGGAAAGUGUUUUCGGAGGCCAGCAGUCUCCGGCGACACAUGAGGAUUCACAAAGGAGUCAAACCUUACGUCUGUCAACUGUGCGGAAAGGCGUUUACCCAGUGUAACCAGCUGAAAACUCACGUCCGAACCCACACGGGUGAAAAGCCAUACAAAUGCGAACUCUGCGACAAAGGCUUUGCUCAGAAAUGUCAGCUGGUUUUCCACAGUCGCAUGCAUCACGGGGAGGAGAAACCAUAUAAAUGUGAUGUGUGUAAUCUGCAGUUUGCAACUUCUAGCAAUCUGAAGAUCCAUUCCAGGAAACACAGUGGAGAGAAGCCAUAUGUCUGUGAUAGGUGUGGACAGAGAUUUGCUCAGGCGAGCACACUGACCUAUCACGUCCGCCGCCAUACGGGAGAAAAACCUUACGUAUGCGAUACCUGUGGGAAGGCAUUUGCGGUCUCUAGUUCUCUUAUAACUCACUCCAGAAAGCAUACAGGUGAAAAACCAUACAUAUGUGGUAUUUGUGGGAAAAGUUUUAUUUCCUCAGGAGAGCUCAACAAACACUUUCGAUCCCAUACAGGUGAAAGACCGUUUAUCUGUGAAUUGUGUGGAAAUUCCUACACGGAUAUAAAAAAUUUAAAGAAGCACAAAACAAAGGUUCAUACUGGGUCAGAAAAAAUUCAGGAUUCCAACUUGGCGGAUGGUACUUUCGACGGGCGGGAUUCCCUGCAAAAGAGCCCUUUGUCGGAACCUGCGGAUGUGAAACCUUCCGAUAUGACUCUACCGCUGACUCUUCCCCUGGGGCCCGAAGACCAUCAGAUGCUACUGCCGGUCACCGACAGUCAAUCCCCUUCGUCGGAAACGUUGUUGAGGUCAACCGUGAAUGGAUAUUCAGAGCCUCAGUUUAUUUUUUUGCAGCAGUUAUACUGACUCCUUGGGGAAUAUGGACUUACUAAGGCAAAUUCUGCUAAUAAACAUAAAUAUAUCUGGUAAGGAAAAUAUAAUCAUGCCAAAUAAUUCAUAAAAUUAGAAUUACUUUUUUCAUUCAGCCGAGUAAAAGCGCCCGAUGAUGCAUCUCCUGAAGUGCGGCUUUUGUUGGUUUGUUUGGUUUCUUUUUUUGUUUUUGGUUUGUUUUUCUUUCAAGUCUGGGCUGUACCCAGUUUAUCUUGGAAUGUACUUAAAGAUUAGAGAAAAACCAGUAAUGUUUUCAAUGAUAAAUUCCUUUUAAUUCCUGUAUUUUAGAACCACCUACGAUGUUUUGGCAGAAUUUGGGUCAUAUUAUCAUGUGAGGCAAUUUUCCCCUCAUUUUCCAUUUUUGCGUAAAUAAAAAUCUGCAUCAGCACA
Ornithorhynchus anatinus (platypus) is the source of this 2440-nucleotide messenger RNA. It is a transcript of the gene MYNN, whose product is annotated as myoneurin. Gene Ontology annotation, biological process: regulation of transcription by RNA polymerase II. NCBI's taxonomy places the organism in Eukaryota, Metazoa, Chordata, Mammalia, Monotremata, Ornithorhynchidae. The record is from RefSeq and is a predicted model, not a curated record. Gene Ontology annotation, molecular function: protein binding; DNA-binding transcription factor activity, RNA polymerase II-specific; RNA polymerase II cis-regulatory region sequence-specific DNA binding. Gene Ontology annotation, cellular component: nucleus. Bases 188 to 2026 code for a protein of 612 amino acids. The transcript is spliced from 8 exons.